Molecule: messenger RNA, 1882 nt
Organism: Schistosoma margrebowiei
Lineage: Eukaryota; Metazoa; Platyhelminthes; Trematoda; Strigeidida; Schistosomatidae
Source: the annotation of a GenBank genome assembly
AUCAGAAGCGUCUUAGAGAUAUCAAGGUUACAGCGCCAACUUCAGUGCUUAAUGCUGACGUAUGGUCGGUUCACACGGAAUUUUGUACAAAACGUGAUAAUUGAGCGGCUAUAACAAGUAAAACUGCAAGACUAUAAUUUGUGGACGAAUCAGUCAGUACAACGAAUCGUAACAGUCAUGGUAAAUGCAAAUGUCGAUAACUUGGUUAAAAUUUGUAUACCUAUUUUCAUUGGAAUAGCCUUGCGCUCAUCUACCACUUUACACUCAUAUUCCGGCGAAAAUAAACCACCCAUGUAUGGUGACUAUGAAGCUCAACGUCAUUGGAUGGAAAUCACUGUUAAUUUACCAUUCACAGAAUGGUAUAUCAAUUCAACACAUAAUGAUUUGAAUUAUUGGGGGUUAGAUUAUCCACCUGUUACGGCAUAUCAUAGUUGGCUGAUGGGUAAACUUGCUAAUAAAAUUGAUCGUGAUUGGGUUCAGUUGUACACAUCGAGAGGUUUCGAAUCUGAAGAGCACAAGUUGUUUAUGCGUUAUACUGUAUUGGUAGCUGAUGUAUUAUUUUUUAUACCUUCCAUACUACUGUAUUUUUAUUAUGUUCUACCUAGCAUUAUGAAUAAUAAAUCACAAAUUAGUGGAUUUUAUUCAGCAUGCUUAACAUUAACUUAUCCUGGUCUUAUAUUGAUUGACCAUGGACACUUCCAAUAUAAUUGUAUCAGUCUUGGUUUGUAUUUGAGCGGAAUUAAUUUCCUCCUCCUAGAGUGGGAUAUGCUCGGUUCUAUAUUAUUUUGUUUAGCCAUAGGUUAUAAACAAAUGGAACUUUAUCAUGCGUUGCCAAUUUUUUUCUUUUUAUUAAGCAACUGUAUUUAUAAAAAAUCCGUGCGCAGUGGAAUAACACAUCUAGCCAAACUGAGCUGUGUCGUUUUCUUGACAGUAUUUUUGAUAUUUGCACCGUUUUUACUAACAACCGAUUUGAAUCUUUCAUUUCAAGUCGUCCGACGUUUAUUUCCGUUUGAUCGCGGUAUUUACGAAGAUAAAGUAUCUAAUUUUUGGUGUGCUACAUCACCGCUAGUAAAAUGGCGUUCACCACUUCCUACGUCACCCUUUACAUUAUCGUCUACUAAACUGGUGUGGGUUAGUGUCCUGCUCGUACUGACUACAUGCCUUCCAUCUUGUAUAGUUUUACUAAAGAAGUCUAAAAACCAAAAAUUCCUGAUUUCUCUAGCAUUAUGUGCGUUAAAUUUCUACUUAUUUUCCUUCCAAGUUCAUGAAAAAUCUAUUUUGUUAGUGUCUAUCCCUGCUUUGUGUUUGCUACCUUUUUAUCCCAUAUCGUCAUUUUUGUUCUCUUUAUGCUCUACUCUUAGUAUGUGGCCAUUAUUUAAAAAGGACGGUUUACAAUUAGCUAGUUUAUGUUUAACAUGUAUACACACUAUUCUAGGCUGUUUUAUAAUACUUAAAAGUAACAAUAGUGAUAAACAUGUUGCUGAGAAAAAGAAAUUACAAAAUAGUGCUACGAGUAAUAAUAUCAUCUCUUUAUUUAUCAUUCUUUUUAUUAUUAUUGGCUAUAGUAUCUUGAUUAUAGGUGACUUACUGAUUACACCUCCUGUAGCAUAUCCCGAUUUAUUUCCUUUGUUGUUUUCUAUGUACUCCUUCACGCUGUUUUUCUUAUUCAUGCUCUACUGGCAGUUAGAAGUAAUUUUUAUGUAAAAACUUUGUGUUAAGUUAUGUUUCUGAGAAAAAUACAUGUUCAUGAAGUUCGCGCUCUAUACUUCAAAAGUUUAGUUUACUGGCUAAUUUAUUCUAUUCGGUAUACACUAACAUGCUUGUAAUAGGAAUAGAUAUAUCUUUAUAAUAAGCUUUGUGACUCAAUGGGAGAGUAUUACGA